This is a messenger RNA of Anopheles coluzzii, 1687 nucleotides long. Its product is annotated as dehydrogenase/reductase SDR family member on chromosome X. The transcript has 6 exons. Bases 426 to 1502 code for a protein of 358 amino acids. NCBI's taxonomy places the organism in Eukaryota, Metazoa, Arthropoda, Insecta, Diptera, Culicidae. The record is from RefSeq and is a predicted model, not a curated record.
CCGUGGACGGGGAAAAUAUUCAACGUGCAAACCUCCAAAACCGACCCCAUCGGCGAGCCGAAAAAUCGAAUUUAUUCAUCCCCACUCCACACGCGUGCGGUAACGACGACGGUUUCUGGUCGGUGCGCUUGUGCGCAAACCCCGUGUGCAGCGUACGGUCGCGCGAUCAUAUGACGUUGAAUCUUCGACCGGGACGGUGCUCAUGUUCCCGUGGCUUUCCAGUUGAGGUUGUGCGGGCGUGUGCGUGCUAGGGUAGCGAACCAUUUCUUGCUGCACGUGUUCUUCGUGGCCGUCGGGUAGCGGAAGAUUUGGCCGAGUUUUGGUGCGCAAUUUUGAUUGCAGUGUGCUUCAGUGGUUCAGUGCGUCCAACCAGUGUUUGUGAAUCCCAGUGAGAGCUAAAAUCAAAUUGAAUUCCAACUCACAAGAUGGGUCUGGUACUGUUCAUCGGACUGCCCGUCGGGCUACUGUUGGCCAUCUUUUUCUUCACGAAAUCAUCGAAAGAGAUGCCGAAGAACUGGGCCCAGUUUGUGUGCGAGGUGCGGAUGCAGAUCUGUGGCUUCCAGGGCCUUCUGGACGAUUUCAUCAUGCGACCGCGGAAUAAAGUCGAACUGUACAAGCAGCCGGGAAAGAUUGCGCUCAUCACCGGUGGCAAUCGUGGCAUCGGGCUGCGCAUCGUCAAGAAGCUGGUCGAGUGUGAAAUCGAAGUCAUCCUUGGUGUACGCAAUCCAGUCGAUUCCCGGAAAGCGGUAGAGGCAUACCUGGAGCAUGCCAAAAUCCCGGUCAGCAGCUGCAAGCUGCACUACGAGCAGCUCGACAUCGGCAACAUGAAGUCGGUGCGCGAGUUUGCCACCAAGAUUAGGGCCAAGUUUGAUAAAAUUCAUCUGCUCAUCAACAAUGCCGGUGUUAUGAGCGUGCCGUUUAAGCUGACCGACGAAGGCUACGAAUCGCACAUGGCCAUCAACUAUUACGGCCACUUUCUGCUGACGCAUCUGCUGCUGCCCCAGCUGCGGGCCGCCGGUACGGCUGAGUGUAAGGCGCGCGUCGUCAAUGUGUCGUCCUGUGUGCACAAGAUUGGCGAAAUUGAUUACAACGACAUUAACAAGGUUAAAAACUACUACCCAGCGGACGCGUACAACCAGAGCAAGCUCGCCCAGGUCCUGUUCGCCAAGUACACGAACCUGAUGUUCGAGGAGGAGGGCAUGCCGGUACUGUCCUACUCGCUGCACCCGGGCGUCGUCAACACGGACCUGUUCGAGCACUCCAGCACCAACUACAUCCCGUGGGUGCGGGCGCUGCUGUUCAAAAACCCGGAGGAAGGCUCCCGUACCGUGGUGUACGCGGCGAUCGCACCGAAGCUGGAGACGCGCGGUGGCUGCUACCUGAGCAACUGCCGGGAGGCGGGCAGCCACCGGUACUGGAACAACUCCGUCCAGUGUGAGAAGCUGUUCAACUUCACUUGUGAUACGCUCGGCAUCGAUGAUUUCUUCUACAAGGGGAAAUAACAUCCCCGCAGGGUUGCUAACGGGUACAUUCCCUUAUUUUUGCGAUUCCUUCCACUGGUAACAUCAUGUAUUACCUUACAUCACGAAAAAGCUGGCGGGAAAGAUUAUUUUUGUUUUGUUUUUUCUACAUCUUUCUUUUUGAAAAACAAAAAUGAAAACUCAAGAAACGUUUCUGUAAGAAGUAA